CUCCGCAGCAAGUCAGCAACAAAGGAAAGCAAAGGGCAGGAGGAUCCGAAUUCUAUACGCUAAGAUGGAAUUUACCUUCAUAUUGUUAGCAGCUCUUGUGGCCGUCACCCAACAGCAAUUCCGACAGCAUCCAGGUGAAGCAGUGUUUUGGUUGGCACCUCAUUAUCCACCACUAUCAGCCACCAUCCACGGCUAUUUCACUUCCAACUACAAUAACGACGAACUUGAAAUGCCCUUCUUUCGUCAACUGCCAAGGAACGAUCCAGUUAGGGAAGAGAACUAUGUAGGCAUCAAAUUAAGAACUAAAGAUGUCAAUCGCUACCAACCGUUGCCGCAGAAUAACGCACGAUUUGUCAUCAAUUUCUCGAGCCUAUCCCCUUUGUUGAACAAAGUGAAAACGAUUACUUUCACGAUAACGUCAUCAGUGACUUUUACCAAAGUACAAUCAUGCCUUCCAACCAACCAGUUUUACACCAGCGCUUUCACUAGCGUCACUUGCCGUCGUAAGCGAAGCGCAAUCGUCGAAUCAUCAGACGUUCAAUUAACCAUCAACCCGACUAAUAUGCAGCCAAUUGAACCUACGAUUGUUUCCGCGUUGAAUGCGCCGUCAGGAAACGCCGAACGUCCGCUGAUCAGUUCGUCCAAAGAUGAAGACCUGCUGGACGAAAAGCAGAACUCACAAGCAAUGCCACAAUCAAAGCAAUCGAGAAUGCAAAGAUUGUUUUUCCACUUCGUCACAACUACAACAGUUGUGAGCUACACGUUUUUCUCUGCGACGAGUACGAAGACGGUGAGUUUCGUGAGUGUUGGUAACGCGCAAGGACCAGGAUACCUGACCUGCCGUCCAGAGGGCUACAUUGUAUGCUCUUAACAAAUUGCCUUAACCGACCGACACAGCACACACACUCACAGAAACUACUACGGCUUUUACAAGCAACUUAGCAACACACGUCUUACAACCCCCUUUCUUGAAACGUCCUUCUAAAACUCUAAUUAAAUGCAAGCUACAAACAUAAUAAACAGCAGGUGCAAUCUUAA
Molecule: messenger RNA, 1038 nt
Organism: Daphnia carinata
Lineage: Eukaryota; Metazoa; Arthropoda; Branchiopoda; Diplostraca; Daphniidae
Exons: 4
Coding region: 65-871 (268 amino acids)
Source: RefSeq, a predicted model, not a curated record